This is a messenger RNA of Pipistrellus nathusii (Nathusius's pipistrelle), 312 nucleotides long. Lineage: Eukaryota; Metazoa; Chordata; Mammalia; Chiroptera; Vespertilionidae. The record is from the annotation of a GenBank genome assembly.
AUGGCGGAUGACAAGGACUCUCUGCCCAAGCUUAAGGACCUGGCCUUUCUCAAGAACCAGCUAGAGCGCCUUCAGCAGCGUGUGGAAGACGAAGUAAGAAGUGGUGUGGGCCAGGAUGGCUCGCUCAUGUCCUCCCCAUUCCUCAAAGGCUUCCUGGCUGGCUACGUGGUGGCCAAACUGAGGGCAUCGGCGGUAUUGGGCUUUGCUGUGGGCACCUGCACUGGCAUUUAUGCAGCUCAGGCAUAUGCUGUGCCCAAUGUGGAGAAGACGAUAAGGGACUACCUGCGGUCGCUGCGAAAAGGACCCGACUAG